Molecule: messenger RNA, 3059 nt
Organism: Malaclemys terrapin pileata
Lineage: Eukaryota; Metazoa; Chordata; Testudines; Emydidae
Gene: CDA
Product: cytidine deaminase
Exons: 7
Coding region: 1227-1706 (159 amino acids)
Cellular component (GO): cytosol
Molecular function (GO): zinc ion binding; cytidine deaminase activity
Source: RefSeq, a predicted model, not a curated record
GGGAUCAGCGCCGAUCCACAGACCGGUUGUUGAGAAACACCGCUCUAGACAAUAAUACUGUGCAGUAGAUCUAAAGAACUCAGUACACUUUCCCAGCCUCACAACAUGCCCAUGAAGUAGCUUGCUCCAGCCAGGAUCCUUCUGCUGCGGAGAUGUGCAGCGGCAACAUACAGCCCACCAAGGCCUGGAACAGAACGGGAGUACAUCGUGAAGGUCGGGGGUGUUAACGUUCUCCUAUAAUCUCUCCUGACAUGAGUGAAAUGGGGGAGAGACGGUUUUAACCGUUCUCUUCCUGGGCUAAUUCCAGCUUUAAGAAAGUUGGCGAUAAAAUGGGACUUGAAUUUCAGCAGGAAAUUAGCUUUUAAAAAGGGGCUUCAUCCUGGGAAGUGCUGAGCGGGAGCCACUGCUGUGGGUGGGAAUCUCAGGAUGUCACAGGACAUGCUCUGCACUUCGCAGUGUCAGGUCAUAAACACAACAUGGGACUGUAUCCCUGAAAGGAGAUCAGACCAUGCCUCUUGGUGACUCUAAGUCACAGGGUCCUGGUCAGGAGUGGCAGCAGAUCUCUAAAAGUGGGUGUGGGCCACUGGUGCAUGAACUGUGGCCCUGCCCCUUUCCCCCCCCCCGAGGCCCUGCCCCCGUACCGCCCAUUCCCCUGGGGCCCCGCCCCCUUGCUGCCUCUUCCCCCCAAGACCUCGCUCCCUUCUCUCCGCUCCCUCCCUCCUGUCGCUCGCCCUUACAGCUGGUAAAAAGUGUGAGGGCUAAGCCCCCUGGCCCUCCUUCUUCCGGCACCCCUGGUCCUGGUUCUUCUUUCUCGUGUUUCUCCCUCCCUCUCUCACACCUGCAGAAAGGAUCCCGUGGAACAGGGAAUAGUGUGACCCUGGUAGCGUGAAGCAGAACGUUUCUGUGAGCAGAGGUGCAGUCGGAGACAAGACACAGUUCGUUGUCAAGCAGCAGCGCCCCCCUGCACGAGGAAGGACAGCGGGCUCCACUCCUGCACUGGGCCUUCAGCAAGAGAUUCCCCCAGCUCAGCCCCCUCUACCCGAGCCUGCAUCAGAGUCUGAGCACUGACUUCCCCAUGGUAAAGGACCCUGGUGUUGCACGCAGGGCUCCACUGCCACAGACGAGUGUGACAAGGGAGUAAACCCUUGGCACGAGCCGAUCUGAAAGAAUGCCUAAGGGAUCAGUUGCCAAGAGGAGAAGUCCUGCAGAUACCUGUGAGUGUAACCAUGGCCCAGGUGCAGUACGACUGUUCCAGGGGGAAUCAUCAGAACAUCACCAAUUCAACAGCCUCCCCCGUGGGACAGGAGCAAAUUCAACUCCUGUUGCACGUCUGCAAGGAAGCUAAGAAAUCUGCUUACUGUCCAUAUAGUCACUUCCCAGUGGGAGCAGCACUACUGACUUGUGAUGGGAAGAUCUUCUCUGGCUGCAAUGUAGAAAAUGCCUGCUACCCCCUGGGGGUGUGUGCUGAACGCACUGCCAUUCAGAAAGCCGUGUCAGAAGGGCACGUGAAUUUCAGAGCCAUGGCCAUUGCUAGCAACAGUGAAGAGGAAUUCAUCGUGCCCUGUGGGGCCUGCAGACAAGUAAUGAGAGAGUUCAGUAGAGACUGGGACAUUUACAUGACGAAGCCAGAUGGGACCUAUAUAGUCAAGACUCUUCAAGAGCUCCUGCCCCUGUCAUUUGGACCAGAAGAUCUGAAGAAGUUCUGAAGAGUAUGUGGAGCAUGUGAUCUGCAACGACACUAAAGAACCUCCAGACAAUCUUAUGCUUUCUGUCUGCAGGACGAAGAUUUAUUUCAGAUACUUCCCAACUCUGUCUCCUAGGGAAUGUCAUUCAACUUCUGUAAGCCUCAGGGAACUCCAAUGCAAAUAAUUUUCAUUUAUACUAGGCCUGGGGAAGGGGUGGCAAGAACCAGAUCUGCCUCAUUGUGAAUUGGCCAAUCCCAAACGUUCACAAGUUCGGUUUAGCAGACAUGGCAGUAUGAUGUCAUGGUUAGAGCAGGUUGGGAAUUUGUCAACAAAACAUUUUGCAUGGGAAAACGCCAGUUCAUCGAAACAGUGUGAGCUAGUCACAUGACCACUCUGUGCCUCAGUUUCCUCACCUGAAUAAUGAUGCAUUAAUCUUUUUUUGCAAAGUGAUUUGAGAUGCUUGGGUGAGAAAUGCUUUUAUAGUGCUAAAUAUUAUUAUUGCUCACAUUAAUGCAGUUACUCCAGAUUUAUACUGGUUUAACUGAGACCGGUCUCUGGCCGGUCUCAUAUAAGAGUCUCAUAUAAGGUCAGAAUGUAAAUUCUAAUAUACUAGAGGGUCCACAUUAUUCUGAAACAUAUUACUCAAGCACAAUGGGCCAAGUGCACCUUCUCCCCCACAUCUUCCUACCUCAGGUUAUAUGCUGUACAUUUAUUUACUAGUGAUUAGAGAACAACCAAACUAAAGAUUCAUUGAGUUCUGGUUUGGAUCCAGAUCUCAUUUUAUGCAAACCUCUAAAGUUCCAAUGGAGGAGAAUUUAACACGGAGUUUUAAUUCUGGCCCAUCACUACUGUUGAUCAAAAUUGCACAGAUCAAUAAAUCAUACAAAUCCAGGAAUUCUGUAAUGUAAAAUAGUUAUUUGUAAAGAUAAGAAGAAAAACUAAAUAAGAGAGAAGAGAAACUAAAGGUUUAAUAAAUCCAAAGUAUACUAUCUUGUUCAUCUAUAAAUCAGGUUAUUAUUAAGCAACAGCCUAUAGUAAAUUGAGCAUUUUACAUUAUGCUGUUUAUUGUAACUUAAUUUUCAACCCUUUGUGAACAUCCUCUUCUUCGUUACCCUUAGUUUAUUUUUCUUGAUUUUAUUUUAUUUUUCUGUGUGUGAGAAUGGAUGGGAAAGGGAAUGUAGUGGUGAGAACCGGACAAUACCGUAGCAGUUCUGUCUUCAGAAGAAUAUGAUGUUAUGACCGUGCUACAUUAGGCACAAUGAAAUGAUCUGAAGUGAACAAAAAUGGGUUAAUUUUUUCUAAUCAUGAAGCACUGUUGGUUAUUUACAUGUUAUUGUAAAUGUCCAAACAGAAUAAAUGUGGUCACUAAUUCUA